Messenger RNA from Glossina fuscipes, 11397 nucleotides. RefSeq lists its product as uncharacterized. The transcript is spliced from 6 exons. Gene Ontology annotation, biological process: regulation of transcription by RNA polymerase II. Lineage: Eukaryota; Metazoa; Arthropoda; Insecta; Diptera; Glossinidae. Gene Ontology annotation, cellular component: nucleus. The record is from RefSeq and is a predicted model, not a curated record. Gene Ontology annotation, molecular function: RNA polymerase II cis-regulatory region sequence-specific DNA binding; zinc ion binding; DNA-binding transcription factor activity, RNA polymerase II-specific. Bases 905 to 9409 code for a protein of 2834 amino acids.
GCCAGGGUAACGAAACUAGGUUAUAAAACGAUUUUGACAUUGCGUUCUUUUAGUAUUUGUGACGUCAUUUUGAAGGAGAUUUAUUAGCAAUAACUUAACAUUUUUGGUUUUGUGUUCGUAGUUAGCGGCUUACUAUGUUUUUUAUGUGCACGUUUGCUGAUAUUAUUUCAUUUUAAUACUUAUUUUACAUGUUUGGUGUUUAUUUAGCAAUAAAUUGCAACUUAGCAAAGACGGUCCACAAAAAUGCUGAUUAUUGAUGACUUAUCUUCACUGCAGUGAGAUAUUUACCUAAAUCAUUUUAAUUACUUAAAUACUUACUAAAAGCUGUAUACAUAAAACUUCGAUCUUUAAGGGAGGUGGCAACUUUUUCCGGGUUUCGGAACGAGACCCAACUGUUAUGAGAAAUGUAUCAAUUUUCAUUGUUUUUGAAGCGCUCAUUUUACGACCUAAUGGAUAAAAAAAAAGCACUUAAACGCUUUUCACGUUCGAAAGCUGCACAACGGAGUGGUUAAUCAAGUUAGAUACGAUUCAUUUGCAGCACUGCUAUGUGCGAGCAAAUUGAAUUAUUUGAAAUUUGACGAACAGCAGGCCGGCGAUCUAGACUAACGUUUUUGCCGAUUUUCCCCAAGGAGAAUGUGUUUUAUGCUCCUAUCAGCUCAACGCUUCGUUCUACAUUUAGAAUACAUAACCGGUACAUGCCAUAUAUUGGGCUUAACGCUUCGUAAAAUUUAGAUGGAGAUUUUAAUGAAAAGCCGAAUAUUAUGAACUGUAUCCAAUUGCCUGAGCACAAGAAUCUACAGUUAGUUCACGUAAAUCAGCGUUAGAGAAUGCCCGUGAAAAACUCAAAGAUGAUCCUGGUGGUGCGAAAAAACUGCAACAACAAUCACAAACAAAUCUUAGCAAUAUGGAAACGAGAACCACAGCAGCGGCAACAGUACCAUUAACACCAGCAUCAAUAGCAACAACAACAGCAACGACUACUAAACAUUACAAUAAAACAAAGCUGCAAACAAAUAAUAAUAAUAAUAAUAAUAAUAAUAAUAAUAAUAAUAAUAAUAGUAAAUCAAGUACAACGACGGUAACAUUAACCACAGUUCAUAAAAAGUUUCAAAAGGAACACUUACAAGAAACAUAUCGCACAGAAGAAAUUGAGAAUACAAAUGAUAUCAAUAGCAGUACUGCAAAUACAAAGCAACAGAAACUAACAUCAAAACAAAUUAAACCUGCGCCAACAAUAUCAACGAUUGGAGCAACGAAAUUAGAAACAAACGCAGCAUUCACCGAUCACGAUGGUACAGCUGAUUUUAGUAAAGAACCUAAUAAGACAUUGGCAAACAUUAGGCAGAGCGAUAACAAUGACAACGUUAGAGUAGCUGACUCUGCCAUCGUCAGCCCCAGUAAAAAUAGUAACAAUAAUCAUCAUAAAGGUGUUGCGGAAACUGAUAAAAAUUGCAGCAAAGUCAUUCGCAAUUUUAGUGGCAAUUGUAAGAACAACAACAGCAACAAUGGUGAUAAUAGUUUAAGUAGCUUAAAACACAAUGACUUAAGUAUUAACGAUAAAUCUAAACUACAGCAACAGCAGAGCAAAAAUAGUGAUAACAGCAAUACAAUCGAAACAUCAAAGCCUUAUAAUAGCGCAACCGUGGCAACGUUAACCGCAACUAGCUGGAAUAAUUCCAAAUAUUUGCACAAGAAAUUUAAACGUUUAGCGAGCACAACGGAGGCCGAUACAUUGGUUGAAAAUGAUGCAGUGCCACGAAACGCUUCCAUAUCUUCGGCCAGUUCAGCGGUAUCGUCAACGCCUGCAUCAUUCUCAUUGGAAUCAAUGGCAUCCCCAGCUAAUCCUUCUCCCGCCUUAACCAUAACCGAACCGUUAACAAAUGGUUUCGUCAACAAAUCAGAAUGUCAGCCCAGUACUGAGCAGACAGCGAAGAGCAAUACAUCAGAUAAUACGCAUCAACAACGCCAGCAGCAGCAAAUAUGUACGCCAUUAAUACAAGAACAACAACAACAAGAUCAACAAGAGCAACAACAACAACAGACAGCUGAAGUUACUAACGAACCCAAUACUACAGUGACACCAAGUAUCAGCGCUAAUAAUAUUGGACGCUAUGUAUGCUCUUAUUGCAAUAUGAGCUGUACAAAACCUUCGGUGCUGCAAAAACAUAUUAGGGCUCAUACGAACGAACGUCCGUUCCCUUGUGAUACAUGUGGUAUUGCUUUUAAAACCAAGAGUAAUUUAUAUAAGCAUUGCAGAUCUCAGUCUCAUGCAGCUCGUCAGCGCGGCAUUGAGGUGCCGCCAGACGCUGAUGAUGGCCUUUCCGAUCAGGACGCCGAUCCUGAGUUGAGUAAUAGUAGCUCAGAAAUGUUAAGUCAUACCGAUUCACCAAAUUUAGAUGAAAGUGGCAGCAAUUUUUCAAUUGGUGCGCAUUUGAUACAGCACACACCUACUGCCUCUACAUCUGCGGCCUCAACAUUAGUCGCAUCAUCACCUGUCUCCAUGUCUACCGCUACAAAACAACCCCAGCAACUGCCAUUGGGUUCACCUGCCGCUGGUAACCUGCCACCCACGUCAGUUUCUUUGGCAUCUAGCCAAGGCGGUAUCAACAGCGUUCACCAAAAACAAACUAUUGAUUAUAAGCCGUACAAACCAAAAUUUCACAAUGCAUCCUUGUAUCAGACGUCUAAGCAAACGCUGACGUCUACACCGCCUAAUGACAAAAAAGAAAAUUGCCUUCUUAGCUCUAAUCAGGAGCAAAUGACACAGCAACACCAGCAGAAGCAAACAUCACAGCAAAUUGUGUUAGAACAGCAGGCGCAACAAUUACAACUUGCCGCUAGCCAUCAUUCUCAAAAGCAAGCCCAUCAUCAUCCUCAUCAUCAACAUCAGCACCAGCAUCCGACUCUUUCACCUAGCACUCAACUUAAAUUAAAUAAUCAUCUAAACAGCCAUCAAAUACCGCAACUGCAGCAACGGCAACAGCAUCAGCACCAGCAGCCUCAAAUAUCAGCGCCGCAUCAUAUUUUAGCUCCUCCGUCACAUCAGGGCAGUCCCUUGCCAAUACCUUUAGCAGCUGCAGCAGCGGCUUAUUAUUUAGGUCAAACAUCUCCUACGACUGCCGCGAUGCUGCAUUCAACUACUCACUUACCUGGUCAACAUUUUUACAAUCCUGUUGCCGCUGCUGCAGUUGCUCAUCAGCAGGCUUUGGCAUCGUUACAUAUGAUGACUCCGCAGCAGCAACAGCAGUUCCAUCAUCAAAUACAGUUGCAGCAACAACAGCAAAUACAUCUCCAUCAACAGCAACAUCAACAUUCCAACAUGGCUAACGUAAUGCCUAUAACAAAACCUUUGACUUCUAACAAUCAACCAGUCGUAAGCCAAAGUUCAAACUUGCGCACAUUGCAACAUGCAACAACCAGCUCGUCGGUUUUCGUUAGCACUUCACAAAAUUCUGUUACAUUAAGUCCGAGCAAUAUGAGUAACAAGAUCAGUCCUUCUCCUGCGGGGCCACGUUCGCCAGCUUUGAAUUCCAAUGAUUCAAACUCUUCAGCUUCCUUAAACAGCAAUAAUCUCUUACAGUCGUGUACAACACCUUCGACCAUUGAUGUCCAUCUGAAUAAAGAAAAACUCCAUGAGCAUAUCAAUAAAAUUAUUUCGCAAAAUGAAGCGAUAGUCGAGAACAAGGAACUGCUGUUGCAAAAGAAAUACCCAAAGACUUUGAAUAGAUCACGUAGCUUUAACAAUAGCAAUAUUAGCAACAGUGUCGGUAAUAACUUUAAUUCUUCAAAUGCCAAUCCUGUCAUGAACGAUACCCGAACUCUAACUUCUGUUAAUGUCCAGACUACCGAAUCCAACACAAAUGCUAAAUUGGUACAAGUGAUUGUGCAGAAACAGCAACAGCAGCAACAACUUCAUCAGCAACAACAACUUCAACAACAACAGCAGAAGCAACAACAACAACAGCAACAUCAGCACCAAUGUCAACUCAUGCCGCAGCAUCAAUAUCAGCGAAUUAUUUUCAGCGAAAAGCCAACACUGGAAGAAGUUCCGUUACCAUUAAAUGGUACCGUCAAACAUUUAAAUACUUUAAUUUCACCACACAUUACAUCGCAAUUAUCUCACGUGCCAUCUAAUGUGGUUGUUCAUUUACAACCACAGUCGACACCACCUGCCCAAAUGCAACCCCUUCAAUAUCGCUCGCUAGAAUCUGGUUCACCUCACACAACAGCAACUUCUUUAAAUAGUACUAUUGUGAAUGCGCCUCUAAAUUUAACAAACAAAAGCAAAAUAGUGGAAGAACGCAAUACGUUGGAUCUACAAAUAUCCCAAGGUCCUUUACCGUCUGCCCCGUUGCUAACAACUCCGCGUAAACGACACUCCUUAGAAAUAGCGCAAAAUUCCGCCGCAGCCACUGCGCAGCAGCAGAUACCAGCACCAGCCAUACAUAUCAGUGAAACUUCAAACUCCUCGACUGGGUCGUUGCCCACCCAACUGCAGUCCACUAGCAAUUUAGGCAGACCGAAUAACUCUAUUAUAAAAUCCAUUCUAUUGAAUGUUCGUGGUUUGGCACAGCCAACGGGUGAAGGAGAGGAUGCUGUCUACGUUUGCCCAUUAUGUUCUUUACAAUUUCGCACAGCUGAAGAGUUGCAAUUACAUAAUUCUACUUACUGCCAGGGUAAUUCGAGUAGUGCCCCAAUUUCUCCGGUGGUUUCACCUUCCUAUAAAUACUUUCGGUCCAACUCGAUAUCAUUAAACUUACCAGACUUAAAGAUACUCUCCAAAAAUCCACUUUCUCUAGCCAAACUAGCAUGGUCUCAAUUGAAGACAAAACCAAGUCAUUUAGUAUUGAGUAGAUUAAGCGCUUCUCAGACUGGUAGCACAAAGAGCUCAUCAACUGCUAUCAGUUCGUCACCUGCAACCGUUCCCUGCUGUAAUGCAUUUACUCCAAGUAUUUCGACGGUUGCACCCGUCAUACCAUCAUCGUUAUCUUCAACUUCAGCAUUUAAGAUGUCUACUGCACAGGAUUCGUGUACUCGUUUAAUUGACGCCCCUUUACCAUCACCAGGACCUUUGCUAGGAAAAACUCCUUUGGUGGAUUACACACCGAAAGAAAGUCGCAGUAAACCAGAAGAGUUAAUAAAAAUGUAUGAUGAACGUCUUAGUUUCCCAGCUAUUACAAACGACUUAAAUGCCACCACAAAACGUUUGAAUAACAACAUUAGUGGUGGCGAUAUACAACCUCUCAGCAGCAAUACAGGGUUGCAAGAGUUUGGUAAAAAGGAGGAACGACUUAAACGGUAUACUUUAUCUUCCGGUGGGUGUAUAACUCCUAUAUCAGAAUGUAGUGAUAUUGAUAAAAGCCAAAAGUUGAUAAGAACGCCUUUAUUGUCAGGUGGCAGUUUCCAGGAGAUGUCGCCAAAACUUAAAGAAAAAGAUAAUAAACUGCCAAUGUCCUUAGUACAGGUGGCACAAUUGACACCGAAACUUUGUGGCUUAGGCUUAACUGCAGCUAACGCUCCGCAACAUUUUCAGUUUCCUCCUAUUAACCCAAUAACAGCUUUUAAUCCCUUAACAUUACCGCUAACGGAAAAGACAAUACCGUACGUACCUGGCAUACCAGGCCCCAAUAACCUAACUCCACAGUUGCCACCGCCAACGCCCACACAUCAUUUGCCGUUAUCUGUGUCAACGCUUCCUCAAGGAAGCUUAACUCGCAAUUGUAGUCCUAAUCAAAAGCAACCGGCAAGUGCGACUGUAAAUUCAGCGGGAACAGACCAAAUUAUAUCAAAAUCUUUGUCUCCAUUUGGCGGCGUACAACAGGUCCCCAGCGAAUUUAAUCGAGUUCCCCCAUCUGCUAACAUGCGCAGCUUACGAAACUGGCCAAAUUCAUCCACAAUAACAAAUAAUAAGGCUACAGCUGUUCCAGAAACUCCCAAAAAGACAUUUAAUUUUCUCCGCAUGGCUGAUAAUUUAAGCCCAAGAAAAAAUUCACCAACUGGCGCAUGCACAUCGAGAACUCAGCCGAACACUGUACCUGCGAGUAUGGAGAAAGAAACGCGUUACUUUAAUUUAGAAAACCUAAACAAAGAUCAAUUAAUGAUAACACAACCAGCAACUUCUUCAAAUAUUAAUAAUACUUCGAUUAUGAUAGAAACUUUACCAUCUUUACAAGUUGAUAUUACUACAACUACCAAUGCCGUCAUUAACAGCAAUCAAAUGCCAAACUUUGAUACAGGCCAAACUGAAUCCAAAAGUAAAUCAAAAUUUCUCAGGCCGACAAGUUUACCUUUGAAACCCGGCACUUUUACCCCAAAACGUCACCACGGCAUAACACCCACAGCUAAUACACUACCGUUAAUAUCACCAGAAACACCGAGACCCUCGAAAUCAUGUGUUCAAUUGUAUUUAAAUGGUAAUUCUUACACAUAUUUGGGUCUAAAAUCGAGUACAAAAACUUUCUACUGUACCUUGAAUUGUCCGCAACCCUCCUAUGUACAAGACAUGCACAAAUUGUCCAUGUACAGCGUGUGGCAAGUUUGCGCAGAAAACAAUCCUCAUCCGCUGGGUCUGAAACCGAAGAAGGCCAUGUGUUUAUAUGAUUCUCGACAACGGAGCAAUAAUUCGUAUACAAUGGCCGAAUAUGGCAAAAUGUCGUAUACUUUGGUAUCGGCACAACAAAUUGUAAUGACACCAUUUGUUGGAAAUACCGAUAAGUUUUAUCAUCAUCAAAUAAAACCACUGUUAACUUCUGUUCAAGAAGCGCGAAUUAGUCCUAAUUCAAAUAAUAUCAAAGCCUUGGAAUCGGUAAAAGGCGGAGCAAACAUUUCAAUACCCGCAGGACCUGCAGUAUCGUCGUCAUCUCUCUCCAAUAACCAUACAUUAGAAGGCGGCUAUGAAUCUCAUGAAAAUUAUACCUACAUACGAGGAAGAGGGCGCGGUAAAUACGUUUGCUCCGAAUGCGGUAUACGUUGUAAGAAACCUUCCAUGUUAAAGAAGCACAUACGUACCCACACUGAUGUCCGUCCUUAUACAUGUAAGAAUUGCAAUUUUAGUUUUAAAACUAAAGGCAAUUUAACCAAGCAUGUGGGCUCGAAAACUCACUAUAAAAAAUGUAUAGAAUUGGGUUUAAAUCCAGGUCCUCUGCCGCCAGAAGGGGAAUUUUUAGAACAAGAAGUGGAAUUUGAUCAACAAUCGUCUACUUCUGCGGGUGGACGUACUUCAUCAAUCGGAAAUGGGGAGUCGGAUUCGGAGGAGUCGACGGACAACGAAACUGAAAGUAGUGGGGAAUCGGAUCUAAGCAACAAUGUUAACAAUGCCAGCACCAUCGUAACUUCUAAUACGAUUCCUGCUUUGGUAAAUGCACCCCAAUCUGUAAAUGAAAAUAAAUCACGUUUGCAAGAACAUGAAGCAGCCCGAUGCUUGCUUUCGCUAUCAAUGACACCUCCCAUUCCUUCAUAUUUACAAGCCAAUGAGAAUUCGGUUCUGACGAUAACCACUGCUCCAACUACCACUAAAGCUGCUGCACCAACUGCGUUGCAACUCCCUCCGCCUACAACUAACACGAAUGCCAUCAGAAGGAUAAUAUCAUACACAUCACCGAAACCGCCCUUUGACUAUCAUAAACAAGAGCAGUAUUAUUCGAACCCUGAAGAGUCCAAACCUAAACUUACUUCAAGCGAUCAUUUUGAAAGUGCCCCAAUUGAUUUAACAAAACCACGAAGCUUGUCUUCCAAAGCUAUUGCGAGGAUCACCGAAAUAAACACUAUUUCGUCUACUGUGGUAACGAUAACCGAUAACGUACAGUCUCAAGAUCGAAUUCGCGACGUAAUUUUCGGUGGUCGAGAUAAUGAAUCAGGCUUUUUGAAAACUUUAAUAUCGGUAAACUCAAAGGUGCUACGCACGCCAGACGCAUUUGAAACUGUGCAGAAAAUGAAUGAGGAUAUCCUGAUGAAUGCCUACAGAAAAGAACAGAUCUUACAAUACCACAAAACUAAGCAAACCCAGCUAAGUCGCGGGUUCGGCGAAAAGCCUAAAUCUAUUACUACAAAUAGUGCAACAAGCAGUUCCGUUGUCAUUACUACAAUUGCAUCUCCACUAACAAUGGCAAUGACUAUGGCGACCGUUGCUUCAACAAUGAACAGCAAUACAACAGUUGCGGUAGUAAAACCUAUCCGACGUAAUAUGUCAGCAUCGAAAACCGACGUGAUUGAAUCUAAAGAUAACGAUUCAAAAGAGACUACUGCAGUAAGUGAAGCGAACAAAGGCAAUAAAUUAAGUGAUGACGGCGAAGAAAGUGAGUCUCCUUCUGAUCAAGAACCACAAACGACGAAAAAGCGUAGGUUAAAUAUUGGGGAAGAAAAGCCCGCACACAAUGCCAAUCUGCCGGCCGCCAUAUUACAACCGGGGACCACUGAUUUUGCUGGCGUGCUCUCUAACAACGGUUCUGCCGGUUGUACUGCCGGUAAAAACCAACAACAACCCAUUCGGACGAUAAUAGUAGGAGAAGAUGGAUUUACUAAUAACAAUGAAAUCCAACCUGUUUAUCCCAGAGUAGCGAAUAUUUCCAACGCCGAUGGCCGUCCCGUGUGUCCACAGUGCUCUAAGCCAUUUCAGAAACAAUCACAAUUAAAGUUGCAUAUGUGUAUUCACUAUAUGGAACGUAAAUUUAAAUGUGAAUCAUGCGGCGUUGCUUUUCGAACGCAAGGCCAUCUACAGAAACAUGAACGCUCUGAUGCCCAUAAAAAUAAAGUCAUUAUGACCUCUAGCUUCGGGGUACCGACCACUUCAAACCCACGUCCGUUCGAAUGUACAGAUUGUAAAAUAGCCUUUCGUAUACAUGGUCAUUUAGCCAAACAUUUGCGGUCUAAAACACAUGUGCAAAAAUUGGAAUGCCUACAGAAAUUACCAUUUGGUACGUAUGUAGAAAUUGAAAGAGCUGGCAUUAGCUUGACAGAAAUCGACACCAGCGAUUGCGAAAACUCACUAAUAUCCUUAAAACUGUUAGCUCAGAAGUUGAUCGAAAAAGAUCCUUCCUCCAAGCUUGGGAGUUAUACAACACCUUCGGGUGUGCAGGAUAAUUCGAAUACCGGGAUGGUGUCACAGGACAGUGCCUCAGAAGACGGUUUUAGUGCUGCCGCUUCUGCGGCUUCUGCAGCCAUUGCCUCUUUAGAUAAUGAUAGUGCAGCCAAUACGCCUCGUCGUGCGAAUUCCACUUCUGAAGAUGAGGCCAUAGCAGCAAAUUUGAAUAACAAUCUCAAACGAAGAUUACCAGGCAGCUUUAGUAACGGUGAAGAAAGCGAUCGCGAACAACACUUGGAAUUAAAUGAGAAGAGAACACGCUUGGAUAUAAUGCCUAUUAUGGCAUCUAAUUCACCAAAAUCUACUACCGGUAGCAGUCCGCAUAACUGACCCCACGCUUUUGAGGUUCGCGACAGAUGAAUAAACGGUAUGCUGUCUUGGCAUGAGAGUUUAACUCGACAAGACAGCCUUACUGCUACUGUCACUGGUGCUUGUGCUAAAUUGAAACAAUAUGUGCCAAAUGCCCAUGUCUACCAAUAUGUUCCCGUCAUACAGGAAAUUGCUAAAUCCCAAUCGCAACAAUCGCAACAUUUACCCCCACCGCUUAACAAACCAUAUUAUUUACCAUAAUAGAAAAAAAACUUGAGGCGGUUCUCUCUACUAAAACUUGUUAAAAUAGAGAUAAAAUUGAAAGGAAAAAAGGAAAGACUUAAACUAUACUUUCUAAACCGACUCAGGACCAAACUUUAAAAAAGGGAAUUAUGAAAUCAUAUCCUUAAGAAAAACUACAUAUCGUGUUUUAUAAUUCUUUCGAUUUACAAUACAAAUCUUCACAUAUAUAUAUAUAUACAUACGUUUUUUGUUUUUUACACAAAAAAGGCCUUUUUUGGAAAAGAAAUCUAUUUACGAAAGAGUAAGGCUAAAAGCUAAAAGCCAAAAGUUAACUCAAAAGUUGUGUUUGAACAAUGCAAAGUGAAACACAAACAAAUUUAACAAGUUUUAGUAGAAUUCGCUUUAUUUCUCUAACACAAAUAGAAAAAACGAAAUAAAUACUAUCGGCCGGCUAAAGUCGACCGUUAUCGCAACUCCACACCACUAGAAUAUAUUUCGUUGGGCUUCAAAUAAGUAAACUUUCAUAAACAUGUUUUCAUUUAAUUUACUAUAACAAUUUAUUACAAUAUUAACUACCAAUGAAAUCGAUCUUGUAAUUAGUGUGCACUUAUUGUAUACCGUCAGAGCUUCGAUAAUGGAAAGAAAAUUCUUCUUUCUUUCAAUUAUGCGGAGGAUUUCGAUUAAGCAGACCACCAUAGCAUAUGAGACUUUCUGUCUAAUCCCUAUAAUGCAUUUAGAUUUUGAAUAAUAUGGAACAUUCUAAAUUUUGCUUAUUAAAGCUUAGUUAAACACACUAAUUAUUCUCGAAACAGCUUUCUGCAAGUUUCCAACUUUUAAUUCCGCGCCAUACAUUACCAAGGCGGGAUUUUUAAUAGAAAUAUUUACAUUUUAAAGUUAGACAGUGAGUCACUUUAAAAUUUUGAAGGCUUAAUAUAACAGAAAUGAAAAAUGACUGGUUUUCUUUAAAUAGGGUGUGGAUCCACAAAAGCAUUUCUGCUUAUUUUAGAACUUAAAUUUUGCUAAAAUAAAAAGAGGCGGGAUAUUGCAGGGAUAAUUGAAAAUAACUGGGCAUAAAUAGCAGCAAAGAUUCCGAUAUUAGACAUAUUUUAUGAAAGGUGUACAUAUCCAGGCGUGACAGUCAUUUCAUAGAGAAAACUACCAUCUGCACAUUUAUAUUAAAAAUGUAUACGUGUGUGAAAAAACGAGAAAAAACGAAGACACGUCAGCAAAUAAAAUCUUAAUAUUCCUCACUUAAUGUAGUCACUGAUAUUCUCUUUGGUGCUAUAUAGUCACAUCGCACGCUACACAGCCAUAGUCGGCAAAGGCACAUAGCACUUACCGACAGGAUACACUCACUCUCCACAGGCUGCGGCCUCUCUUUCUCUUUCCUGACUUCUUUCUGACCAUCACAUUUAAAAAAAGUAACCAAUUGCCUUUUUUCUCUUGACAGUAAACAGUUUGUUGUGUACAUAGUUAGCGAGAUAAUUAUUACAUUUCAAGCGGUUUACGUAUGUAAAGUAGUUAUUUAUUUAUGUUUAUUUUGCAAGCCAUUCUUGGAAGUCUAGUUACUUCUACGCCGACUAUUAUUUUUUCCAAUUUAAAAAAAGUGGUGUAGGGUGAAUACAAAUAUUUUAAAAAAUCAUCAUUUAAGAAGAGAAAAAAAUAAGAAGUAUAGAAAUACAAUGUAUUUGAUACACAUAUAUAUAUCAUCCAAUAGCAAACUGUUAUAUGUAAAAAAAAAUAUCACUUAUAAAUAAAAACAUAAA